This is a messenger RNA of Sorghum bicolor (sorghum), 2100 nucleotides long. Its product is annotated as serine carboxypeptidase 1. The record is from RefSeq and is a predicted model, not a curated record. Lineage: Eukaryota; Viridiplantae; Streptophyta; Magnoliopsida; Poales; Poaceae. Gene Ontology annotation, molecular function: acyltransferase activity, transferring groups other than amino-acyl groups; serine-type carboxypeptidase activity. Bases 258 to 1754 code for a protein of 498 amino acids. Gene Ontology annotation, biological process: secondary metabolic process; proteolysis. The transcript has 13 exons.
UCCUGAUUUAAUCAAAGGCUCAAAGCCAUAGGUCAUUCUUUGGACAUAUAUGGACUGGCUUUGCGACUGGUCAACAACGUCAGUACGUCACCCGCAUCAAUUCCUUGCCAGGAGCGCGUCCCUGCCAAGGCCAUAUUUCCGUCUCUAAUUAAUCAAGUAGUCAGCCAUGUAGUUGUAGCCACGCAGCUCUAUUUAAACACACUCUCGAGAGAGUCCCGGCCGAACUGCAACACCAUCCGUCGAGAGCUCACAUAGCAAUGGCCUGCUCUGCCGCCGCAGCAGCCCUUCUCCUGCUGGCCUCCAUGGUCUGCUGCUGCCGCUCGGCGCCGCCGGCGGGUGCGCUCGUGACGCGUCUCCCCGGGUUCGACGGCGCUCAGCUGCCGUCGAAGCACUACGCCGGGUACGUGACGGUGAACGAGCAUGUCGGGAGCAGGCUCUUCUACUACCUGGUGGAGUCGGAGCGCGACCCGGCCCGGGACCCCGUCGUGCUCUGGCUCAACGGCGGUCCUGGCUGCUCCAGCAUGGACGGCUUCGUCUACGAGCACGGACCAUUCAACUUUGAGUCAGGAGGGUCGGCUGGAAGUUUGCCAAAGCUUCAUCUCAACCCUUAUAGCUGGUCCAAGGUGUCUAGUGUAUUAUACUUGGACUCCCCUUCUGGUGUUGGGCUGUCAUACUCAAAGAAUGUUUCAGAUUAUGAAACUGGCGAUCUUAAGACAGCUGCUGAUUCACAUACUUUUCUUCUCAAGUGGUUCCAGCUCUAUCCGGAGUUCCUAAAAAAUCCAUUUUACAUAGCUGGAGAGUCUUAUGCCGGAGUUUAUAUCCCUACCCUUGCAAAUGAAGUGGUCAAAGGAAUCCACAAAGGAGAUAAUCCAGUUAUAAACUUCAAGGGCUACAUGGUCGGGAAUGGUGUAUGUGACAGCGCCUUUGAUGGUAAUGCUCUUGUACCGUUUGCACAUGGAAUGGGCCUAAUUUCAAAUGAUAUAUACAAGCAAGCGAAUACGGCAUGUCAAGGAAACUACUGGAAUUAUUCUGACAGUGGAGAAUGCACCGAGGCAGUAUCAAAAGUCGAUACGGUAAUCAAUGGAUUAAAUAUUUAUAACAUUCUUGAGCCAUGCUACCAUGGCACAAAUACCAAGGAAGUGAUCUCAGAAAAUAACAGAAUACCUCAAAGUUUUAAAGAUCUUGGUGUAACUAGCAGGCCCCUUCCAGUAAGAACAAGAAUGAUUGGCCGGGCAUGGCCUCUGAGAGCUCCUGUAAGAGAUGGGCGCGUUCCAUCAUGGCAAGAGCUAGCCGCUGGCACUGGAUCAUCAGUUAUGUGUAUGAGUGAUGAAGUUGCAACAGCAUGGCUAAACAAUGAUAGCGUCAGAUCUGCAAUUCAUGCAGAACCAGUCAGUUCAAUUGGACCUUGGGUCCUAUGCACAGACAAAUUGACAUUUCACCAUGAUGCUGGGAGCAUGAUAAUUUACCACAAAAACCUUACAAGCCAGGGUUACCGUGCUCUCAUUUACAGUGGUGACCAUGAUAUGUGUGUACCUUACACUGGGAGCCUAGCAUGGACCACAUCUUUAGGCUAUGGAGUCAUCGAUUCGUGGCGAGCGUGGUUGGUUAAUGAACAAGUUUCUGGGUACACCCAAGGAUAUGAAAAUGACCUCACUUUUGCUACUAUUAAGGGUUCUGGACAUACAGUUCCUGAGUAUAAACCAAAGGAAGCAUUUGCUUUCUACAGCCGUUGGCUUGCUGGUUCUAAACUGUGAAGCUCAUGUUGCAGCUGCUGAUGUGGGGAGCCAUAUUUCUGUUCAAAGUCAUGCAUUGAAUCAAAUAGAGAACAAUGUGAACAAAAUUGGUUAACCCAUGCAACAAAUAAGAGGCAGACAAAGGAUCAAAGUACCUAGCGCCAACUACAAUGUUGCGUUCUUUUACGCAAAAUAUUAUAUCACCAAUGCAGAUGUUCACAUGCAUUAUUGCUCACACCUUUAUGGUACGGUGUGAUCAAAUAUUUGUGACAAUUUUCAUCUGUUUUGAAAUCCAAAAGGUACAAAUUAAAAGUCUGCUAUAUUUUGGCUUGGAUGCAAAUAAGUUUCGGAUAGUGUUGUUAAAUAA